Messenger RNA from Monomorium pharaonis (pharaoh ant), 5829 nucleotides. RefSeq lists its product as uncharacterized. Gene Ontology annotation, molecular function: guanyl-nucleotide exchange factor activity; protein binding. The transcript has 15 exons. The record is from RefSeq and is a predicted model, not a curated record. NCBI's taxonomy places the organism in Eukaryota, Metazoa, Arthropoda, Insecta, Hymenoptera, Formicidae. Gene Ontology annotation, biological process: activation of GTPase activity. The coding region runs from base 1126 to 5439 and encodes 1437 amino acids.
GAAUUGAAUUGUGCGGUAUUAUGCAGGUACAGUGUUGUGGUGAGAGUACCGUCGUGCUGCUAGCAAACGAUACGCGAGCCGUGAGAUCUUGUGUAGCAGAGGUAUUCAUGUGUAAAGCGCGGCCUCGUGCGUUUGCGUUCGAUCUCGAGUAAGUGUUCGCGUGUGUGUUCGAACCAAAAGUGUUUGCUCGAAGAGGAUACGUUCUGUAAAAUAUCGCGAGUGAUUGUGAAGUGAUACUAAUCUUCGUGCGAGCGAACACGAAAUUUUCGAAACGAAUUUAUCUCCGUUUGUUGUGUCUCGGCGCGUAAUUUUUAUUCAAACGGUUUUCUCACCGCUUUCCUCGGCCUGUGUUUUCACGAAAUUACGUGUAGUCACGCCACUUUCGUGCCAUGUGAUUUCGUUCCGGGCAAAGUUUUCGUGUGCGCGUAUUCGCUCGAUGAAUAAAUCAUGCACAUUACCUACGGAAUUCAUAGAUAUUUGACUACGUAGUUCAAUGUGCACAUUUUGUGCACAUAGAGGCGCUGAUGGUACAGCAUACGAGUGCCUCCAUAGACAAUGUUGUUUGCGGAAGCGGAUCGUUCUCAUUCAUGAAGCAUAAUAUCGUAUGUUGUUAUGUCGCGUCGUUUCAAGUCAAGUUUUCGCCCGCGGGUUACGAUUCGCUCGAUCAUUUCAAAGGGAAAUACGUUAACUCGUAAUUUCGCAAGAUCGCACUAUUCACGCGUUAUUCGUCGUGUUGGAGAUUAAGUGCGCGUCAUGCCGGAUUAUUGUCAUAAAUGCCGCGCAAUAUAUUUUUACGUUUCUAUUGCACAGAUAAUAAUCUUUCUAAACAUGUUUUCGUGAGCGUCAUAGAGAGGCAUCGUCGAACGAGUAGUAGUUUCGUAGAAUCUUGUGUCGUUCACGUUGUUUUUUUCCGUCUCGAUACCAUAAAGUCAAGUGUGAUCGUCAUCGAGAGUGUCGUACAAAGUAUCACGCAUUUUUCCUUUCCGAUUAUUAAUGUGCAUUGUACAAGCAGUCGACACAAAGAAUUUCACGCGAGUGCCAUGAAGGAAUAACAAUAGCGAAAUCUAUGAGAUCCGCGAGGAGUGGACCCGAGGUAUCAGGCAUCGGCGGAGCAAUCAUGGAUUAAUGUUUCAACUCCGCUGUUGCGCAGCAGUGUUGGUGAAAUCCGGGGCGAGUCAUCAGUGGAAAAGUUACUCCAAGUGCCUGGCCUUCUCUUCCACGAAGCCCGAGAACCAGUCGACGACUCGUGCCACCAGAAUACUAGAUUCCGGAACUGAAUGCGAUAUCGAGAAUACUCUCAAAAAGGAAAUUCAAACGCCAAUAAACGUUACGACAGCAGUCGUAGAAAAUACUGUCGAAGAAAGUUUAUUUUCUACAAGGCUACCCGCGAAAGAAGAAUCUCAUGUUAUAAAGAACUUUCAAAGCGACAAUAGCAAUGAUUCAGCACACGCGCAAACGGAGACGAAUUCACGUGGUGACGCCUGUCCUACUGAAGAUCAAUGUGAGAAAGAAAAAUGCUCGAACAAACGAAGAGACUCUAAUUCGUCCAGCGACUACGAAAAGAUUAGUAUAACGGACUACAAAGUAUCCACACCCAAUACUGAAAUCCCAGAUAAAACUGUCUCCGAAUCAACAUAUAUUUAUAAAAUCGAGAAAAAUUCUUCAGUUUCCUCGCAGAUAGUUACGAAGUCGCGAUCCGUAAAUGAUCUGGCGACGAGAGAGGCCACGUGCGAAAACCCCUUUACAGAAUACUCGAGGCAGGACGUGGAAUCAGUCACGAGCGAUGAGAACGAUGACACAUCGUCACGACACAAGAAGAAGAAAAGACGUUUCACCAGAAACGUGCUACAUUACGUACCGCAGCAUUUGGUGAAACAGCCGAAAAAGAAGAAGAAGAAACUGAAAAAGAAAUCCGCCCUGAGCAGUUCGCUGAACUCGCUGAAAUCGUCGCAAACGACGCCCCUCGCGAGGACCGUCCAAGGUUCGUGCGCUAAGAGCAGGAGCCUGUCGAGGGACGAGUUGAGGAACGUAAUCAUCUCAUCGCCAACGAACUUCGUUCACGUGGCCUCCGCUACGAAUCCCAGCCUGAUCCAAAACCCCGUUAGGCUUGAUCUGGAGCAGAUCAUGAUCACUCAUCACCAGAUAUGCGCCAUGUUGCCUCUGCUCAUCAAGAACGAGCAGCGCAAGAAUGGAAACGUCGAGCCGCAGUCCAAGGUUACCGCAAGAAUGCCUCUCGCGGACGACGUGAUUUCCAGGCAAUCCGGGCAAAACCAAUCGGCCGUCGAAAGCGUCGCGGAUAAGAGCGAUCGAACAAACUACGCAAAGAUACAGAGCAACUUCUCGAGAGACUCGCAGGCGGCGAAAGUUUUGGAGUUCGGCCAGAUGGUGAAAAUCACGACUGGGAAUCAGGCCGAUCCGCCGGAAGAGAUGUACGAGCCGGUCUGCCAGUCUUCCCCUGCGGCGCAGCCACGGGCGAACUGCAGCUUUCUGUGGAGCAAUCACGGGGCGAAGGCGACUUUUCCAAAUGACAAGUCCGACCCAACCGCUACGUGCCAUACCGCGAAGGAGGAAAACGACGAGGGCAGCGACAGCGAGGGAUACGACGACAUCGGACCAUCGAACUUCACCGCUCAACCGGAAUCCGACUAUGACGAUGUGGGUCCACCGGCUGUUUCCCUCGUCGAGCUCGAGGGGUCUGUCGUUGACGCUAAAGACGACUGCGAUGAGAUUUACGACGACGUGAUGCCGCCCAAGCAGGACAAUUCAAAAGUCGUCGACGAGAGCGAUUACCUAAUUCCGGACGCCGGCGACGAGGCACCGUGCAAGGGCUCGUUCGUGGAAUUGCGAGCGACAUCCAGGAGUCACGCGACGGAAACUGGGCCACUGUUUUUUAUUUCGGGAGCGAACGACGAUCAAUAUUUCUCGACGACAAACAAUGAAUAUUCCAGCGUGGACUGCGAAAGUCAGCUGGGCGAGGGGGAGGAGGAGGACGAGCGGGACGAGCUGGGUGUGUAUGACGACGUCGGCCUGCCACCGUCCGGCGAGGAACGUGUCAAUAGCCUUUACGCCGGCUCCACACCCGGCUCUGUCUUAGGACUCGCGACCUCGACGACGAACGGCAAGGAAUCCGAGUGGGAGGACCUGGAAGAAGUCUCGUACGCCUCGCGCUGCCCUUGUCAGACCAAUGAUCCGUGCGGGAGAGGGACCGAGGGACCGCAAAUUCUUGCAUCGGGCAAAAAGAAGCUCGCUCAACGAUGGUCGCGCAAUGUCAGGAGGCAACGAUCUAGGAGAUCUCGCAGAAACAUCAAGGCGACACGGAUGACCCGCGAUACCGUGAUCAACGACAACGUUUCCGACGACAGCACGUACGAGAGCCUGUAUUCCUGCCAGCCAAAUGACCUCAGCAGCGAUUCGGAAACGGAAACGGGCAUUACACAGCAGCCGCGCGGCGAUUACUUGAUCGACACCUACCAGGAAUGCCCUACGAGGCCGACCCCGCCGCCACCGAGGGAGGCCAGUCUAACUCAGACUCUGGGCAGGCGGAUAAAGAUGCUGCGGCGAACCUGGAGCAUUACCAAGGGUAGCCUGGGCAGGAUCAGGCGGCGAACGUCCGUCGACGAGUCCACCUUCGACGACAAGGAGCAGUCUGUCAAUGAGCCGCACAUCGACGUCGGGAGGUACUUCAAUUUCCGAUUGAAGCACUUCAGCCGAAAGAGCGUCGUUGGCCCACCGACUUUCUACCUCGACGAGAACGAAGGAAACGAUGGUGUUCGUGACAACAAUAACGGCAAGGAGGCGAUUUAUACUAAUAGCCAGUAUAUGGGAAGCAGCAGCGAUGAUUCCUCAAGAACCCCGACAGGCGUCGACGUCGAUCAUUAUAGUGUGCUCGCCGAUCAGGAACCUCUCUAUCAGUUUUACGCGGCCGCCGUGGCUCGUGUUGCUUUCGAAUCAGAUUCCGAAGGUUAUGAAGAGGUAGAAGAUACGAUGUGGAAGACGGAAUCAGCCGCGGCGGAUCUUACUAGAGCAGGACAGAGAAUGCUUUGGUGUCAUACUCCACAAGUGAUACACAGUGGCCUCUUACAAAAAUUAACACCGGAAGAGAAGAAGAUUCAAGAAGCCAAGUUUGAGAUUUUGACUUCUGAAGCAUCGUACUUAAAUUCUCUUCGAGUCCUAGAAAACGAGUUCCUCAAUAAUCAUAUACUAAUGAAUGAGAUUUUAACGCCGAUUGAGAGAAAGAAAUUGUUUGGCGGGGUACCGAGCGUAUUGUCGGCGUCGCAAACGUUCCUAGCUGAAUUGGAAGCAGUGUGGAGGGCAGAUCUGAUGCUGCCGGGUUUAGCGGAAGUUUUGUUAAAACACGCCGAAAAGUGUCAGGCUUCAUAUGUGGCAUACUGCUCGAAUCAAGUCAGCAUUGACAUAACCCUGAAAGAACUCAAAACUCGAAAAGGUGUAAAAUUCUUGGAAGUUGUCAAGCGAAUAGAGAUGCGACCGGCGUGCCAAAAUCUAUCAUUGCAUUCCUUCCUAAUGCUACCAAUGCAGCGUAUUACAAGGCUACCCUUAUUAGCUGACGCUAUUCUUUCUAAAUUAUCGAUGGGAAAUUCGGACAGAAUGUCUUGGGAAAAAGUUUUAUCGACUUUGAGCAAUGUCGUCGCUGAAUGCAACGAAGGUGCGCGAGCUGCUUCACAAGAAGUCGAAAUGGAAGCCUUAGCAAGAAAACUGGAGUAUACUUCGAAAAUUAAACCAAUCAUGCUGAGAAGCAAGCAAUUAGUUAGAAGUGGCUCGGUCGUGCAAUUGUCGACAAAGACAGAUGUCGAAUAUAAGCUCACAUUCGGAAAGAAAUUUACCAAAACGCCCCUUUAUCUUCUACUACUUACUGAUUAUCUUCUAGUCACGAAAUUGAAAUCUAAUGCUCAUGACGAAUGCUACACCGUCAUAGACGCGUGCAAACGGAAUCUUUUAGCCCUAGAGUCGGCACCCGAAGAAACGCCAUUUGCUGGACGAAAUGCUAUGAUACUAACUUUUCUCGAAAACCAUUGCGGUCGCCACGUAGAAUAUAUUUUGAUGUGUGACAAUAAUACAGAACGAGAACGAUGGCUGGAGGCUGUCUCGCCGCCUAAACGAGGUUUAGUUGGGGAAACAUUAUAUGAAUCUUGGGACUGUCCACAAGUAAUGGCCAAGUAUCCAUAUUCGCCAAAUCAACCAGACGAACUGUCGUUACAGCCAGGAGAUGUAAUAAACGUAUUGAGGAAAAUGGCAGAUGGUUGGUAUCACGGUGAGAAAUUAUUAGAUGGUGAACAAGGAUGGUUUCCAGCGAAUCAUACGAAAGAGGUUGCAUCGGAACAUGUGCGCGCACGGAAUCUGAAGCAACGACACCGUCUCUUAGCACUCAGCAAUAGCGUAAUACAACAAAGAAGAGCGAAACAAAAUCAGGGAAUCCAUUGACGAAAUAAAAAUAUAAUUCGAUUGUGAGUCCUAAUUACUCAGACAUUGUGAUUGUUAAUAAAUUAUGUGUUUGUUUGUGUGUGUGGGCGCGCGUGCACGCACGCACACACACACACGCGCGCGCGCAAUUUCUACAUUUCAGUAUUGAAUAUUCUGAUUAAUUAUGUGCCAAUGUAAUAAUGUUACUCGUUUCUUAAAGCAGGAAAAAUUUUAUGAACUUUUACUGUAGUAUAUUAAAAUUACAAAAAAAUGAUAUAAAAAAGAUACUGAUAUAUUUUAUAUUUUACGUAAAUAUUGUAUAUAAGAUAUGGGGAGAGAAAAAAAGAGAGAAUGUUGUAACAAAAGUAUGCGUCAUUUAUUAUAUUUUUAUACAAAUACAAUAUAUAAACG